GCCCCCCGCGCCCGUCACCCCCGAUCCCGGCCGGGCAUGGAGUACUUCGUGGUGCCCGCGCAGAAGGUGCCGCCGCUGCAGCACUUCAGGAAGACCGAGAAGGAGGUCAUCGGCGGGCUGUGCAGCCUGGCCAACAUCCCCCUGACCCCGGAGACGCAGAGGGACCAGGAGCGACGGAUACGCAGGGAGAUCGCCAACAGCAACGAGCGCAGGCGCAUGCAGAGCAUCAAUGCAGGGUUCCAGUCCCUGAAAACUCUCAUCCCGCACACGGACGGCGAGAAGCUCAGCAAGGCAGCGAUCCUCCAGCAGACGGCGGAGUACAUCUUUUCUCUGGAGCAGGAGAAGACGCGGCUGCUGCAGCAGAACGCGCAGCUCAAGCGCUUCAUCCAGGAGUUCAGCGGAUCCUCCCCGAAGCGGCGGCGGGCAGAGGACAAGGACGAAGGCAUUGGGUCACCAGACAUCUGGGAGGACGAGAAGGCCGACGACCUGCGCCGGGAAAUGAUUGAGCUCCGGCAGCAACUGGACAAGGAGCGCUCGGUCCGGAUGAUGCUGGAGGAGCAGGUACGGUCUUUGGAGGCCCACUUGUACCCGGAGAAGCUGAAGGUGAUUGCCCAACAAGUGCAGCUCCAGCAGCAGGAACAGCUCCUGCCUGCUCAUGGCCCCCCAGCGCCCACCCAGCACCCAACGGUGAUUGUGCCUGCACCGCCUCCGCCUUCGCACCAUGUCACCGUGGUAACCAUGGGGCCCUCCUCAGUGAUCAACACUAUUUCAACAUCCAGGCAGAACCUGGACACAAUCGUUCAGGCAAUCCAGCACAUCGAGGGGACUCAGGAAAAACAGCUGCUGGAGGAGGAAGAGCAGCGCCGGGGCGCAGUCAUUGUGACCCCUGCCCGGGCCAGCCUGGACCCCGCGAACUUGGACACGGCCUCUGACCUGGAGGCAGAGGACGACGAUUCCAUGGAACACAGCAAGGCCGGGGUGCCCUGACCUCUGCCUGGCAGCGGGAGGGCGAGCAGGGUGGGGGCCAGGGGACUUCAGGAAAUGUGCUGAAAUUUUUACAAAAUACCGCAACUUUGGGUCUAUUUUGUGACCUUCCAAUACUGUAAGUGAGAGCAUUAGGACGGGGAUGAGCUGGACAUUGGGCUCUCCAGUUUGAAGCAGCUGGGGGAGUCAGCAAGCUGCGAGCGGCCAGGCUCUUCCAGGACACGGCUGGGCAGUCGGCGCCUCCCGGCUCAAAGGAUGGAUUUUCUCUGGCGCCUCCGGCCGUGUGAGGAGUCCCUGGGGGCCUUGCUCCUCUUCGGCCUUGCUCCUGGCCCUAGGAGGGACGAAGGGACCCCCGAGGCCUUCUCAAAGCUCCAGGGAGAAGGCUGGUGGAGGUAGGCCUUGGGGUUGCCUCUGCCUCCCUGGUCCUCCUCGCACACCUCUUGGUGCAGGGAGAGCCCUGAGGCCCCUCCGUUCUCGGGGGCUGGUUCAGAGCCUGGGAAGAGAGCACAGACCCCCCCCCUUCCUCUGGGUGGUUUUGUUCUUGGAAGCACUUAAAUCCGUUCAGUGGGCCGACUGGGUCCACGCAGAAGGAGGGUCCUGCUCCGUGGCAGUUGCUGUCGUUGCAUUCUGUGCCUCCCCGUCUCCCCCCACCCCCAUUUGGGGAGAGGCCUUGGCCAGGGCUUUUUCGUACUGGUUGCUUUUGGUAGGUUCCCCCCCCCCACAACUGUUCCUUUGUUCUUUCAUAUUUUUAUAUGGUUUUUUUUUUUUGUUCUUUUUUUUUACAAGUUUUGGGUCUUUGUGUUCAUUGAGAUGCUAUUAUAUUUUGUUAAGAAAGUGGAAAAAUGAGGCUUGUGCCUUUGUAAAGAAACAAAAUAAAGUUUGUACUUUGUUUUUU
Messenger RNA from Thamnophis sirtalis, 1879 nucleotides. RefSeq names its product transcription factor AP-4 (gene TFAP4). Gene Ontology annotation, cellular component: nucleus. The record is from RefSeq and is a predicted model, not a curated record. Gene Ontology annotation, biological process: regulation of transcription by RNA polymerase II. Gene Ontology annotation, molecular function: RNA polymerase II cis-regulatory region sequence-specific DNA binding; DNA-binding transcription factor activity, RNA polymerase II-specific; protein dimerization activity. Lineage: Eukaryota; Metazoa; Chordata; Lepidosauria; Squamata; Natricidae.